AUGCGGCCUUUCGUCUCCCUCAGCCUCAGACGAGCCGCCUCCUCGCCGCCACCGAGAUAUCUGUCCACGGCCUCACUCGCCGGAUCCAGGCUUCGCUGUGCCCUCAGACUGCCGCCGCCGUCGAGCGCCAAGCACCAGUCCCGCGCCCGUGAGCAGCACAGGCGCUUCAACAAACAUCUCCAGGUGCGCACCUUCUACACGCGGAACAUGGCCAAGCGGGACCCCAGCACCCAGUCCAACUACGACGCCUGGGUGACCCGGCACACGACCGUCAACUUCGAGGUCGACUUCGAGAGCCAGGCCCUCAAGGGCUCCGUCGUCCUCGAGCUCGAGAGCCGCACCGACAGCCAGAGCAGGGAGGUCGUCCUCGACUCGAGCUAUGUCGACGUCCGCUCCGUCAAGGUCGGCGGCUCGGCGGCCCAGUUCGCCAUCAAGGAGCGCACCGGGCCCCUCGGCUCCCCGCUGCACGUCGAGGUGCCCCAGGGCGCGCCCAGGGGAGAGACCCUCCGGCUCGAGAUGGAGGUCGCCACGACGAGCAAGUGCUCGGCCCUGCAGUGGCUGACGCCCGCGCAGACGUCCAACAAGAAGGCGCCCUUCAUGUUCUCCCAGUGCCAGGCCAUCCACAACCGGUCGCUGUUCCCCUGCCAGGACACGCCCGACGUCAAGUCGACCUACGACUUCAACAUCAGGUCGCCCUACGUCGUCGUGGCCAGCGGCGUGCCCGCCACCGCCGCCGACGAGGCCCAGCAGGGCGAGGGCGGCCUCUACCGCUUCGUGCAGAAGGUGCCCAUCCCCUCGUACCUCUUCGCCCUCGCGUCGGGAGACAUCGCCACCGCCCGCAUCGGGCCCCGGUCCGUCGUCGCCACGGGGCCCAACGAGCUCGAGCAGUGCCGCUGGGAGCUGCAGGAGGACAUGCCCAAGUUCAUGGACGUCGUCGAGCGGCUCGUCUUCCCCUACCGCUGGGGCGAGUACAACGUGCUCGUGCUGCCGCCCAGCUUCCCCUACGGCGGCAUGGAGAACCCCAUCUUCACCUUCGCCACGCCCACCAUCAUCAGCGGCGACCGCGAGAACGUCGAGGUCAUCGCCCACGAGCUGUCGCACAGCUGGAGCGGCAACCUCGUCACCUCGUGCUCGUGGGAGCACUACUGGCUCAACGAGGGCUGGACCAUGUACCUCGAGCGCCGCAUCAUGGCCGCCAUCCGCGGCCCCGCCUACUUUGACUUCUCGGCCGUCAUCGGCUGGAAGCACCUCGAGGACACGGUCCAGCAGUUCGGCGCCGACCACGUCUUCACCCAGCUGUGCGUGCCCCACGACGGCAUCGACCCGGACGACGCCUUCAGCACCGUGCCCUACGAGAAAGGGUUCCACAUGGUCUGGUACCUCGACCGCCUCGUCGGCCGCGACAACUUUGACCGCUUCAUCCCGCACUACUUUGAAAAGUACACCAACAAGUCGCUCGACUCGUACGACUUCAAGGACACCUUCCUCGCCUUCUUCGCCCGGCCCGAGUACGCCCACCUGGCCGACAAGCUGGCCGGCAUUGACUGGGAGGGCCGCUUCUACAGCCGCGGCCUGCCGCCCAAGCCCGACUUCGACACCUCCAUGAUCGACGUCUGCUACGCCCUGGCCGAGAAGUGGAAGGACCCCUCCUUCACCCCAAGCCCCUCAGACGUCUCCUCCUGGACCGCAAACCAGAAGCUCGUCCUCCUCGGCGCCCUGCAGGACGCCCCCGAGGCCCUCGCCCCGGACCGCUCCCAGCGCCUCGCCGCCGCCUACGGCCUCGACCCCGAGCGCACGCGCAACGUCGAGCUGCUGUCGGCCUACUACCUCGUCGCCCUGCGCAGCCGCGACGCCGCCGCCUACGCGGGCGUCGCCGACCUGCUCGGCCGCGUCGGGCGCAUGAAGUACGUGCGCCCCCUGUUCCGCGAGCUCGGCAAGGCCGACCGCGAGCUCGCGCUGCGCACCUUUGAGCGCAACAGGGACUUUUACCACCCCAUCUGCCGGGCCAUGGUCGAGAAGGACCUGGGGCUGGCGGGGCAGGAGUGA
This is a messenger RNA of Thyridium curvatum, 2046 nucleotides long. RefSeq lists its product as uncharacterized. Gene Ontology annotation, molecular function: aminopeptidase activity; epoxide hydrolase activity; zinc ion binding. Gene Ontology annotation, biological process: proteolysis. Lineage: Eukaryota; Fungi; Ascomycota; Sordariomycetes; Thyridiales; Thyridiaceae. The transcript has 2 exons. The record is from RefSeq and is a predicted model, not a curated record. Gene Ontology annotation, cellular component: cytosol. Bases 1 to 2046 code for a protein of 681 amino acids.